AGCAACAUACCAAUAAUGGCUUUUGCGGAAGGCAGAAAACAGACGCACGAUACUGAACUGUGAAAAGUGAAUACUGGUUCAGUACUUCUCAUAGCGGCUCUUAAAAUCUUCUACAGCCCUUUAAAAGCACAAUUGUUCCGAGGAAUUUCCUUUCCCUCUCUUUCAAAAAACGUCCGGAGGGAAAAGAAUUUCUCGAUUUUUCGUCCUUCCAAGCCCUAAUUUUCUGAGUAAAGGAAGCAACAGGAGAGGAAAAUAUGCCGCGGGAAAUCAUCACGCUGCAAGUGGGACAAUGUGGGAACCAGAUCGGCAUGGAAUUCUGGAAGCAGCUCUGUCUCGAGCACGGCAUCAGCAAGGAAGGCAUUCUCGAGGACUUUGCUACUCAGGGAGGUGACAGGAAGGAUGUGUUUUUCUAUCAAGCUGAUGAUCAGCACUACAUACCCCGGGCUUUGCUGAUUGACCUAGAGCCCAGGGUAAUAAAUGGUAUCCAAAACAGCGAGUAUCGGAAUCUCUACAACCAUGAAAAUAUAUUUGUUUCAGAUCAUGGAGGGGGUGCUGGCAAUAAUUGGGCCAGUGGAUACCAUCAGGGACAGGGAGUUGAAGAGGAUAUAAUGGACAUGAUUGACAGGGAAGCCGAUGGAAGUGAUAGCCUUGAGGGUUUUGUUUUAUGUCAUUCAAUUGCAGGAGGGACAGGCUCAGGUUUGGGUUCAUAUCUUUUGGAGACUUUGAAUGACCGCUACAGUAAAAAACUUGUCCAGACAUAUAGUGUGUUUCCUACUCAGUUGGAGAUUAGUGAUGUGGUGGUCCAGCCAUACAACUCACUCUUGACGCUUAAGAGACUCAUACUAAAUGCUGAUUGUGUUGUUGUACUUGAUAAUACGGCACUGAAUAGAAUUGCAGUGGAGCGCCUUCAUCUAGCAAAUCCUACCUUUGCUCAGACAAAUUCUUUGGUUUCGACUGUAAUGUCUGCAAGCACAACCACCUUGCGAUAUCCAGGAUAUAUGAACAAUGACUUGGUUGGCCUUCUUGCCUCUUUGAUUCCGACACCAAGAUGCCAUUUUCUGAUGACGGGAUAUACGCCUCUUACAGUCGAGCGCCAGGCUAAUGUGAUCCGUAAAACUACUGUACUGGAUGUCAUGCGGAGACUUCUUCAGACGAAGAAUAUCAUGGUUUCUUCAUACGCUAGGACCAAGGAAGCAAGUCAAGCAAAGUACAUAUCAAUAUUAAAUAUCAUUCAGGGAGAAGUAGACCCUACUCAGGUUCAUGAAAGUCUGCAGAGGAUCCGUGAAAGAAAGCUUGUUAAUUUUAUUGAGUGGGGGCCUGCGAGUAUUCAGGUUGCUCUAUCUAGAAAAUCGCCAUAUGUUCAAACUGCCCACAGGGUUAGUGGCCUCAUGCUCGCUAGCCAUACAAGCAUCCGACACCUCUUCAGCAAGGGUUUGAGCCAAUAUGAUAAGCUAAGAAAAAAGCAGGCCUUUCUUGACAACUAUCGAAAGUUCCCAAUGUUUGCUGACAAUGAUCUUUCGGAAUUUGAUGAAUCAAAGGCUAUUAUUGAGAGUUUGGUUGAUGAAUAUAAGGCCUGUGAAUCCCCAGAUUACAUCAAAUGGGGAAUGGAGGAUCCGGAACACAUUCUAACUGGAGAGGGCAAUGCUACAGGAAUUGUGGAUCCGAAAUUGGCAGUAUGAUCUACCAAGUUAGUGGUGCUGGCAGAAGACAGCAAGAGGUUCAGCAGAGACAGCAAAUUGGGGGUACGCAUAUGCUUGAGUUUUCUUGCUGAACAUGGGUUUUGUGUGAUUUGACCAGCUUUUUGUUUUCUUCCUUUUUUUUUGGUUAAUGACUUAAUAUUCAAAAAUUAUAAUUAUUCUUGUUCUUAUUAUUAUGAUGAUGAGACAAUGAUGUUGGGUCACUCCCUCUGGAGCCAUCCCUCAAUCCCAAGCUACCCAAUUCUCUAUCCCCUGGUAAGGACCCUAAACUGCCAACCAAUGCACGACUAAGCGGACAGCAGCAGUCUUCGAAAUCUUCAUUCACCCAUCAGUGAGUGAAUGCAGAUUCUUUGAUGUUAUAUUGACCAGGUUAAACCCACUUCUCUCUUUUUAACCCACCAGAACAAACCAAAACCAAAAGAAAUGUCGUUGAUUGCUGCAUUGUUUUGAUGCCUUUCUUUUUGCUGAAUCAUGAUGAGGACAUAUGAUGUGUCUCUGUUGGAGGGGUUGUCUACUUUAUUAUGAAUAUGAAGCUGUGAUGGUGCAUGUGCCAUGUUCCUUUGCUACUU
Molecule: messenger RNA, 2266 nt
Organism: Malania oleifera
Lineage: Eukaryota; Viridiplantae; Streptophyta; Magnoliopsida; Santalales; Ximeniaceae
Product: tubulin gamma-1 chain
Exons: 12
Coding region: 255-1679 (474 amino acids)
Biological process (GO): microtubule nucleation; mitotic sister chromatid segregation; cytoplasmic microtubule organization
Cellular component (GO): cytoplasm; centrosome; gamma-tubulin complex
Molecular function (GO): structural constituent of cytoskeleton; GTP binding
Source: RefSeq, a predicted model, not a curated record